This is a messenger RNA of Clupea harengus (Atlantic herring), 903 nucleotides long. Its product is annotated as serum amyloid P-component-like. Lineage: Eukaryota; Metazoa; Chordata; Actinopteri; Clupeiformes; Clupeidae. The transcript has 3 exons. Bases 56 to 763 code for a protein of 235 amino acids. The record is from RefSeq and is a predicted model, not a curated record.
AACCUCAUCACAUAGUCCCCCAGAAACCACACUCAUCUAUACAAGAAAGGAGAAAAUGGAGAAUCUCACAAGAAUCCUACUCUUAGUAUGUUUUGCAGUCUUGUCAGAGGGCAGUGACCUGACUGGGAGUGUCUUCACCUUCCCAACACUUGGACGCGUUGAUCAUGUGACUUUGACUCCAGCCGGGAGAAAGCCCCUGUCCCAAGCCAGUCUCUGUCUGCGCUUCUAUACUGACCAGACAACUCGGAGUCCUUGCUUCUUCUCUCUGGCCACUGCUACCUUCACCAACGCCUUCUUACUGUGUCGAAUGGAGGGGGGCUUUUUCAGAAUCCAUGUAGGCACGGCAAGCGCCGAUUACUCAGGUUUAACGUACAAUUUAAACGGAUGGAACUCCGUGUGUGUGACUUGGGAUGAAGAGGAUGUCUCACAGUUUUUUAUCAAUGGACAGGCCAGUGUGAGAAAGCUCGCCCUUAUGCCACAAGGCUGGAAAAUACCCACUGAUCAUUUAAUCAUAGUGGGACAGGACCAGGACCGAUAUGGAGGAGGGUUUCAAACCAAGAAUGCCUUCAUAGGCCAUUUAACUGAUGUCCACAUGUGGGAUCAUGUCAUUAGCCCAUGUGCAGUCCAACAAUUCAUGGAUGAGCUGUCCAUCCAGCCUGGUAAUUACCUGAACUGGCAGAGCCUUAAAUUUGAGACACAUGGAAGGGCUAAGGUGGAGAAAAAGCAGUUGCUUUUAACAGGCAAGCAGCUUUUGAAUUGUUAGACAUGCAGGAUGAUUGAAAACGUGCAGAUUUCCUGAAACCGAUGUUAUGAUCUUAAAAUCAUCAGUUCAACAUGAAGUGUAUGUGAGAAGCUGAAACCAUGUAAAGGAAAUUGUCCAUUAAAGGUCCUUAAUUACAAUGA